Molecule: messenger RNA, 928 nt
Organism: Lottia gigantea (owl limpet)
Lineage: Eukaryota; Metazoa; Mollusca; Gastropoda; Lottiidae
Exons: 2
Source: RefSeq, a predicted model, not a curated record
GCCCAAGAAGAAGGAGCGGUAACGGGGAAAAGCUGGAGGAACAAAUUUAUCAAGAAUUUUUUUAAAAUCUAAGAACAAAAUCAAAAAAAAAAAAAAAAUUAACAGUUCCAAUCCUGAAGCAAGAAAGCAGUUGGUAUGGAUGCAGAGGAGGCAAACAAAUUUAUUAACUCCUUAGUGAAAAAUCUGCAAGUUCUCUGUCAUGGGCAUGUGAAUUUUAAUAAUUCUAUACAAGUCAUUGGACAUUUAUACUUGAAUGUGGACAGUCAGACUAACAUUGAUUAUAUUGUGAACGAAAAAGUGUGUAAAAAUGACACCUCUUCAACAGUGUUUGUUAGUAACAGCUAUCAUUCGGAACAACCUCAGAAAAAAACAGCUAAACAACAAGACAAUGGCCUGAAUCAAAAUAACAAAAAUAAAAGUGCAGAGUUAGAAGUCAGUGUGGACCUCACAGACGAUGGAAGAAUGGUUCAAAGACUGGUGCCCAUCAGUUUUGGAUCUUCUGUAGAUCCGCCUGCUGCUAUUCAUCCUGCUUACAGAGAUCAAAGUCAUACGCCCACACCUCAUCAUCACAGUCGCAAAUCACGCAAACCAUUUCAUAAUAUUGAAGCCAGAUCCCCACCAGCCAAAACUCCGCGUCUUUCCAUCACCCCUAUACAUAGAACGCUUUUAAACCGGAGCAAUGACAGUGUUGUGAAACAUGACAAAAGUCUGUUAAAUUCUAGUCAAAUUAGUUUAGGAAGUGACUCAUGUGAUUUUUCCAGCAGUAAUAUUCCAGAUACCUCAAUCAACGAUGAUAGAAAUACAGCGUCACCCUCACAAGGCAAUUCUGAAAUGGAUUCAUCCUUAAGAAAUAUUAAAUCUGAACCUGAAGAAGAACACGAUCCCAACAGCAGUAACCUAUUUGAUCAACAGAUGGGAAGCAACUCUU